Puntigrus tetrazona (Sumatra barb) is the source of this 4565-nucleotide messenger RNA. RefSeq names its product contactin-4. The transcript is spliced from 23 exons. Gene Ontology annotation, biological process: cell-cell adhesion; axon guidance. The coding region runs from base 233 to 3316 and encodes 1027 amino acids. NCBI's taxonomy places the organism in Eukaryota, Metazoa, Chordata, Actinopteri, Cypriniformes, Cyprinidae. The record is from RefSeq and is a predicted model, not a curated record. Gene Ontology annotation, molecular function: protein binding. Gene Ontology annotation, cellular component: axon; plasma membrane.
GGGUUUCGUUAAGAAUAGCCUACAAGCGCUUUGAGAGGAGACAGGCAACAGUUCGGACAGCAGACCUCACCGUGUCUCCAGCAGACCACAUCGCUCCCCACUGUCUCCAUUCACGGCAUUUACUGGAACCGAGCUUGAUUUAAAGCUAACGAAGCUGACUUUACAUAGGAAGAACACGACUUGCUCCUCUUGCAGUUGAAUGGAAAUAAAAGAGAUUCUGUGACCUUGGAAGAUGAAGAUGUUGUUGCCAUGGGAACUCUUAAUCCUGCUGUCACUCAAGAGCUGCCUAGCAGAGAGAAUUAUUCGACAUGGUCCAGUGUUCACCCAAGAGCCCAGUGACAGUGUUUUCCCUUUAAGCGCAGAGGACAAUAAGAUAUUCAUUAACUGCAAAGCCAAGGGAAGUCCAGCACCACAUUACAAGUGGAGAUUCAACGGGAAAGAUCUUGAUAUUGACAUGGACUUCAACUACAGCCUUGUUGAGGGAAACCUUUUGAUCAAUAACCCUCAGGCAACUAAGCAUGGCGGUGUUUACCAGUGUAUUGCCACUAAUGCAUUCGGAACCAUCCUGAGCCGAGAGGCUAAAGUGGAGUUUGCAUACCUGCAGAAUUUCAGCAGCAAGGCCAGAAGUCCAGUAUUAGUGAGAGAAGGACAGGCUGUUGUGCUCCUGUGCGGUCCACCGCCCCACUUCGGAGAAAUUAGAUACUCCUGGAUUUUUAAUGGCCGCCCCAGCAUUGUUGUUGGGGACAACCGACGAUUUGUGUCUCAGAGGACUGGAAACUUAUAUAUUGCAAAAGUUGAGACGUCAGACGUGGGCAACUACACUUGCGUGGUAAAGAACGUGAUGACCAACACGACCGUCUACAGUUCCCCAACUCCAGUGGUGCUACGUCGGGACGCUGUGAUGGGGGAGUAUGAGCCAAAGAUUGAAGUCCAAUUUGAAAAAAUGCUCCACGUUUCCAAAGGAUCAUCAGUUCGACUGGAGUGUUUCGCUUUAGGAAAUCCAGUGCCUUCUAUUUCCUGGAAGAGAGCGGAUGGAAGCCCCUUCCCAGGAAAAAUGAAGAUAAAUCACUCGAAUGGUGUCCUGGAGAUCCCAUAUUUCCGUCCAGAGGAUUCUGGGCUUUAUGAAUGCGUGGCCGAAAACUCCAAAGGACGAAGUAUUGCAAAAGGACGUCUUGUAUUUCAAAAUGUGGAACACCUGCAGUGGUCGCAGACUCUGUAUGACGCAAACAUGGCUAUCGAGUCUGAUCUUCACUGGGAGUGCAAGGCUAAUGGAAAACCUCAACCUGUUUACCGAUGGCUCAAGAAUGGGCAGCCUUUGGUUUCUCAGGACAGAAUUCAUGUUGAUGGUGGCGGGUUAACCAUCUCCAGCAUAAACCUGAUGGAUUCUGGGAUGUAUCAGUGUUUGGCAGAGAAUGAUAACGGAGUUAUAUAUGCAAGUGCUGAGCUCAAAGUCGUGGCCUCUCCUCCAGACUUCUCAAAAAACCCAGUGAAGAAGACCACUCUGAUCCAGAGAGGCGGGGAAGCUAUCAUCGAAUGCCGGCCGCACGCAUCCCCCAGAGCUUCGUACUCUUGGAGGAGAGGCAACGAGUUCCUGAAAGACAGCAAGAGACGGACCCUCUCAGAGGACGGCACCCUCAGGAUCGCCAAUGUUACCAAAUCUGACGCAGGGAGGUACACUUGUGUUGCCAGAAACCCCUUUGGUACAUCCAGCAGUUCUGGGACUUUAGUGGUCAAAGAACCGACCAAGAUUACAGUCCCUCCUUUGAGUAUGGAUGCCACAGUGGGGGAGAGCAUUGUCUUGCCGUGUGAAGUAUCUAAAGACUCCACUCUACACCCCAUCUUCAAGUGGUUCUUCAACGGCAAGCUCAUCGAUUUCACUCGACACGAUCACUUCGGGAUGAUUGGAGGGGGCUCUUCUGGGGAUCUUAUGAUCAGGAACGUGCAGCUGAAGCAUGCUGGGAAGUACGUCUGUAUGGUGCAUACAGCAGUGGACAGUGUGUCUGCAGCUGCCGACUUAAUUGUCCGAGGGCCCCCUGGUGCUCCGGUGGGCGUGUUGGUGGGGGACGUCACAGACAGGACUGCUCAGCUCUCGUGGGGCCCUGGACUUGACAACCACAGUCCUGUUACCCUCUACAUCGUGCAAGCCAGGACCCCUUUCUCUAUUGGCUGGCAGGCAGUCAAAACUGUUCCUGAUUCUGUGCCUGGACAGAUGAUUCAUGCGACGGCGGUGAAUCUAAAUCCAUGGGUAGAUUAUGAAUUUAGAGUUGUGGCUAUCAACAACGUGGGGGUGGGGGAACCCAGCGUGCCAUCCAAACCCGUUCGCACCAAAGCUGCAGAUCCUGAAGUCGCCCCAGCUAACGUGAGCGGAGGUGGAGGAAGCCGAGGCGAACUUGUGAUUGUUUGGGAGCCUGUGCCGGAGGAGCUACAAAAUGGAGAAAAGUUUGGCUAUGUGGUGGCAUUUCGUCCACUUGGCACAACAACAUGGAAACAAAGCGUUUUGGCCUCGGCAGAUGCAUCACGAUACAUUUAUAAAAAUGAUACUUUUCCCCCGCUCACUCGGUUUGAAGUAAAAGUCGGCGUCUACAACGAGAUCGGAGAGGGACCGUUUAGCCCCGUGGUCAUUGUAUAUUCAGCAGAUGAAGAGCCCUCGGUAGCUCCUCCCAGAAUCUGGGCCCGCACUCUUUCCGCAUCUGAGAUCGAGGUAUUCUGGGAACCUGCUCACCAAAGCGGCAGCAAAGGACGGAUAACGGGCUACGAGGUGCAGUGGUUGGAGGAUGGGUCACCUGAAAGCGAUGCAGAAAGAGUAAGGGUUACAGAAACUUCAGUCAACAUCACGGGUCUAAAGGGAAGCACGCUUUAUCUGAUGUCAGUCAGAGCACACAACAGCGCAGGCACCGGACCCUCCAGCGCUCCCAUCAGCAUCACCACCAAGAAGCCACCUCCAAGUCAACCCCCAGGGAACAUUGAGUGGAACCUGACAAACUCUAAGGUCUUUCUGAACUGGGAACAUGUGAAGGCAAUGGACAAUGAAUCAGAAGUAACCGGCUACAAGGUUGUGUAUCGCCAAAACUGGCACAGAGGAAGCAGCGUAGUCGAGACCAACAGGACGUCCGUGGAGCUCCAGUUGCCGUCAGAAGAGGACCUGCUCGUUCAGAUCAAAGCCCUGAGUGACGGAGGAGACGGCAGCAGCAGCAGCCCCAUACGUAUUCCAAAGAUGUCAAGCCUGAACUCAAGAGGAUACUUCAGUUCAGACGCAAGCAAGAUGGCCCGUGUUCACGGAGUAGUGUUUCUGAUCUUGUCGUGGUUGUUUUCAUAGAACUUUGCCUUUGUUUAAAGCUGAAGUGUGUCAUUUUCCGUGCCACUGGCGUCACCAAUACAGAAAUCAAGGUAAAAAGGCUCAUUUAGAAUCGGUCGCGUACACACUUCAGCUCUAACACUUUUUUAAAUUACGUUUGGGUAGAUAGUGUUACAUUUUAAUUUCCUUUUUUUUAAUUGAAAAAAGUUACAAAUUGGUGACUCAGCUCCAUUGCCUUAUAUUGUGAUGGUUUUUUUUACCUCUUUGUCAAACUAUUCGUCUUUUGUAUGUAGAUUUUAUGCAAAAAAAGCAGGCUUUCUCUUGUAGCUAAUAAUUUUGCUUAGGUGUUCAGAACUGAGAUUCAAAUUGAGCACAGUAUUAAGUCCUGUAAUGCAGUAGUGACCUGGAAUGUUGGAUCUUUAAGAGAAAUCCUUGAAUUCUGAAUUAUACUUAUGGUGUUUUUCCUUCUACACGCGUCAGUCAAGUCAGCGACGCUGUGUUUGUGUAUGUAAAAAGGCCUUUAGAUAGAUGAAAUGCAUUAUGUUGUUUUGCAUAAGCCCUGAGAGAUAUUAUUGUUUUGACAAAUAGCGACAGUUUCUGGAUAAUUACACAGAUUCCUUGCUUCUAGUUAAUAUGAAUUAUUGUUUGGACAAUUACGGAAGUUUAUCAUCUGAUGAUUUCUUAAGAAGCCUGUUUUUUGUUCCUUUAAAUUCAACCCAUAAUUCAUCGGUUCAAUUAUGAUUUUUUUUCUGUCAUUCACACUAUUCUAUGGGAGAUGACGUUUUCCUUCCUGAUAUCUUUUAAAGAUUCUUCAUUUUUGUUCCGGUGACGAUAUUUCUCGCAAACGUCUGCGCAGUUUAUACGCUUAAAGAUGAGACCAAAACGUGUCAUAAGAACUCAGCUUAAACAGAUAUUCCCGCAGUUGGCUUCAUGUUUUUCUAAACAUCACAAUUCAUACAUCUAAAAGAAAUGCUUUAUUAUUCUCUAUUUUUUAUAAACAUUUUUAUUUAUUAUCAUUUUUAUUUUAUUUUUUUUUUUUUUUAUAUUCGUAUUUAUCCUUUUCAUCAUGAACAUUUUAUGUGGAAAUAGUAACUCGCCUGAUAGUAUCCAUAUUUUUGCCUUAUUUAGAAAUUUUGCAUUUUAUAAAUGUAACAUAUUCGUGUGGUGUUUUCUUUUGCUGUUAUGUAAGCAUUUUGACCUAUUUAAUACCUUUGUAUUAACCCUGUACAAUCUCUGAGAGAUAAAAUAAAUAAAAUUUCAUAUUGAAAUA